UAGGCAUUAAAGUUGUGUCUUUAACACAUAGCUUACGACUUGCUGGGUCUAUGCUGUCACUACAGCACGCUGAACUCUCCACGCAGCGGUGGCACAGGUGAAAGUCUGCUGCCUGUGAAGGCUCACUUCCCAUUUAUCCUCUUCUAUUUGUGGCCAGUGCCACGCCCUCCUGACUGGACAGGAAAAAGUUCAGCAGCCAUCUCUCUGGUUCAGACCAACCGCUGCACUUUGUCCACAAGGACCUCAAAGAAGACGCUCCUCCAUGAGAAGGAUUUUCUAAUUAAUCCGCUGAUUAUACACACAUCUGGGAGAACAAUAACAUUUCUUACCUGAUAUAUAUAUAUAUAUAAUUUUGUUUUUUUUAUAAAGGAUCAAAUCCAUUCCCUCUGAUGAUGCUGGACUCUCCCUCCCGCUAGAAGCUACAGUUCACCACCAUAGGGGCCUGCGGCUCAUUGUUGGGGAGGAUGGCUGGGUGCUGUGUGUCGGCGGAGGACCGGGAGACCAAGAGGAUCAACGACGCGAUAGAGGAGCAGCUGCGGAGGGACAAGAAGGAUUCCCGCAGGGAGCUGAAGCUGCUGCUGUUAGGCACGGGUGAGAGUGGAAAGAGCACCUUUAUCAAACAGAUGAGGAUCAUCCAUGGAGGAGGGUACACAGACGAGGACAAGAGGAGUUACGCCAAGCUGGUCUUCCAGAACAUCUACACAUCAAUGCAGACCAUGAUCCGAGCAAUGGGGCCGCUCGGCAUAUCCUUCUCUGAUCCGCAGAACCAGAACAAUGCAAACUCAGUCCUGGAGGUAGAGGUGGACAAGGUGGAGGAGUUGGAUCAGAACCUUGUUGUUGCUAUCAGGAACCUGUGGAACGACGCUGGAAUCCAGGACUGCUACGACCGGCGCAGGGAGUACCAGCUGUCCGACUCCACCAAAUACUAUCUCACCGACCUGGAUCGGAUUUCCCAGCCUUCCUACCUGCCAGACCUCCAGGAUAUCCUCAGAGUCCGAGUGCCAACAACGGGAAUAAUUGAGUAUCCCUUUGACAUGGAGAACGUCAUUUUUAGGAUGGUGGAUGUUGGAGGUCAGAGGUCGGAGAGGAGAAAGUGGAUCCACUGCUUUGAGAACGUCACCUCCAUCAUUUUCCUGGUGGCGCUCAGCGAGUACGACCAGGUCUUGGCAGAGUGUGACAAUGAGAACCGCAUGGAGGAGAGCAAAGCCCUGUUCAAAACCAUCAUCACUUACCCCUGGUUCGAGAAGUCUUCUGUCAUUCUUUUCCUCAACAAGACCGACAUCCUCAAGGAGAAGAUCAUAUACUCUCACUUAGCCACCUACUUCCCUGAAUUCACAGGGCCUCAGCAGGAUCCAGGAGCAGCUCAAGAAUUCAUCCUCAAGAUGUACCAAGAACAAAAUCCCAACAAAGACAAGAAGCUGUACUCCCACUUCACCUGCGCCACGGACACCGAAAACAUCCGCUUUGUCUUUGUGGCCGUGAAAGACACCAUCCUCACAGCCAAUCUGAAGGACUUCAACCUGGUGUAGCUGCCACUAGAGGAAAUGCCAUGCAACCGUUUACCCAUAUCUCAUGUAAAAGAUUUUCUGGAUCAAAUAUUAUCCCAAAAGCACAAGGUCCAAUUUAGCUGAACAGGUGGAACCCACGACGCACAAACAAUGAUUCGUGUCGGGUAUUUUGCCUGAACCAUAACUUUGUAUAGAUGAAGUUUAUCUUUUCUUUUCGGGUCUGCUGUAAAGGCUACUUUAAAGCUGUAAUAAGAACGUGAAUGCUAGAGAGGUAACUGACCGACUUACCCGAUGUGUGAAUAAUAUUCUUUAAAAAUAUAAAUCAAAAUUAUAUAAGAGGCCUUAACUAACAUAAUCCCGUUUAGAGCUUCUUUAGGCACAGAUUUUGCUGCAAAGAGGCCAAUGUACUCAGAACGUUUAUCUUUUUUAGGUGUACAUAAUCUGAGAUGUACUUACAGAAGCUGGGCCUGUUUAUUUAAGUAGCAAUAAAAAUAGCUUUUGUUGAUGCUGUUGUGAAAACUGAAAAGCAUAAACAUGUUCUUGGUACUAUAGAUUAAUAAAGACGGCACUGAAAUUAAGAAUUUAACUGACGAAUAUUUUUUUAUUUCUCUGUGAAAACCGCAUGAAAAAAAAAACAACCAUUCGGACAAUCCUCUCAAAAAAUAAAACAACAACAAAAAGAAAUCAAAUGAGGAAGAAUAAAAGUAAGAAUGGCAUCAGAAAUAUUUACUCUUGGUAUUCGCUGACAGCAGGAAACCUGAAUCUUGGAGAAAAUAGCAGCCAGUUGUAAUUAGAACUCCUUUAUUUUUAAAUAAACUUUUCUCUGCAUAUUUCUUUUGUAAAGGUUGCAUUGCAUAUAUUUAUAUAUAUAUAUAUAGUACAAAAACAUGAAAGCAACAUUACCAUCUGAAUUCCACAGACUUGAUGUGAUCAAAGUAAGUUAAAUGAACAUACAGCAGAUAGAGUACAGUAUAAAAAUAGCAUGCAUCUGAAAACUCAACUAAUUCUUGGAAAAUGUGUUUAUAAAAAAAAAAGUAAACCUUGAAGAAGAAAAAGGAAAACACUGAUUUAUAAUGAUGUUACAGUAACACUUUGAUUCCCUUUUAUAUGAUCUGGUAAAUAAUUAACAGCUUUCAAUGCUGAAUGUAAGGUUGAUAAUUUGGCCUCUGUUAUUUAGGAUGCUUCCAAUUAUAUUUCUACAUUUUUCACACAAAUAAAAACAUAAUUAAUAACAAAGAGGAAUAAAUUCAGUGACAUGAUGCAUUCGACGGUGAAAAAUAAAACUAAAGACACCUAAAAGGCUUUAAAACACGCCGGCCUUUUACACUAAACGUUAUAAAAUGUAAAGGUAAACUUGAGGAUUAAUGUUGCUCUGGUCAAAAAGACCAAUGAAACUAUAUUUGUGCAAAAAGAAUGAGUGCAAUUAGAGCAGUGGCAAAGUUUGGUGAAAUUAAUUUCUGUGGUGAAAUUGUGUAAUUCAGAAACACUUUUUUUUUUUGUUUAACAAUAUAACUCCUGUUUAAAUCUUUCACUCCUAACUUCAUGCAGUCAGUCAAUCAACAG
Poecilia latipinna (sailfin molly) is the source of this 3071-nucleotide messenger RNA. RefSeq names its product guanine nucleotide binding protein (G protein), alpha 14a (gene gna14a). Gene Ontology annotation, molecular function: G-protein beta/gamma-subunit complex binding; guanyl nucleotide binding; G protein-coupled receptor binding. Gene Ontology annotation, cellular component: heterotrimeric G-protein complex; cytoplasm. Gene Ontology annotation, biological process: adenylate cyclase-modulating G protein-coupled receptor signaling pathway; phospholipase C-activating dopamine receptor signaling pathway. NCBI's taxonomy places the organism in Eukaryota, Metazoa, Chordata, Actinopteri, Cyprinodontiformes, Poeciliidae. The transcript is spliced from 8 exons. The coding region runs from base 465 to 1529 and encodes 354 amino acids. The record is from RefSeq and is a predicted model, not a curated record.